AUGGGGGUUGCUUACGCAGUCGCCCACGGUCGCGCUGCAGUACCUGAAGGUAUCCUUGCUGUCUUUGAUUGGCGCCUCAUCCGUGGUGUUCGUAGCUUCCAGUUCUCUGGGAACUCCCAUGUGGACUCGUUGGUUUGUGGAUUCUGGCAGUAUGCCGCAGUCAUGUCGUCCUCGGGGCACGCUAUCCAUGGGUCUGGCAGCUGCAUGUGGUGUGACUUCAGUGCUGGCCGUCCUGCAUACGUGUUGGGAGUGUCGAGAUUGCGCGCCUUCGGCUCGAAGAUCAGGGGUGCGUUCCCGAACCCGCUGGAGAAGCUGAAGGCCCUGCUCGGGGGCGGCAGCCCGCCGCCCCCGCCCCAGCAGCUGCCCGUCCAGCCGGCGGCGGUGUAUCCGCCGAUGCAGGCGCAGCUGCCGGUCCAGCAGGCGCCGGCGGCGCCGCCGCAGGAGGUGCCGCAGGAGCUGCCGCAGGAGGUGCCGCAGGAGGUGCCGACGGACAUGGGCGGGGACGCCGACGACUCCGGGGACCUUCCUGGCGCGGCUGCGGGCGCUGCCACGGGGGCUGGUCAGGCCAGCCAGGCCUCCGCGGGCACUCCGCCGGCCCCCGGCGCCUACUGCACCGAGCCGGCGCCCCCGGCUUCCUCGCAGUGCGGAAGCCUGGACGAAUGCCUGACGAUCAUAGACAGGUUCCUGGACUCCCAGCCGCGGGCGUUCAAUCUCCUGCAGGUGCGCUCGGAGGACCACCUGGAGCAGGACCUGCCGGGCCCCUGCCCGGAGGGCCCGGCGAAGUGCCGCCACGACACGUACGACAGUGCCCUGGCCGCCCUGUACUACGUCAAGCGCGGCAAGCUGUCGGAGGCCCGGGAGAUCCUGGACGCCUUCCUGGGCAUCAUGUACCCCGCGUCGCUCGACGGGUUCAAGCCGCCGAGCGGCGAGACGCGGUACACCGGGGUUGCCUCCGGCAAGACGCUGACGCUGCUGGCGUCGUCCUACAACUCCGCCAACCCCCCGCAGGGAGGCGUGUACGAGAACCCGGACGUGACCGACGGAGGGGUGGACACAGGCGCCGCGCGCGCCGGGAACGAGCCGGGGGGCAGCUUGCUGGCCGCAGGCGCCGGGAGCGAGCGCAGGCGUGAGCUGGCAAGGUGCGGGCGGCAUGCGGUGCCCGUGCCCUCGGGCUCCAUAAGCUCCAUGGCCUGCGCUGGUCUGCGACGCCUCGGGUCGCUCCGGCUCGGCGUCCAUCCCGUCCACUGCUCGGAGCGGGAGCGGAGAGGCGAGGGCUCGUCGCUUGUCCGGGAGCGCGGUUGUCACGCGCGGCGAGCACGUCCGUAG
This is a messenger RNA of Prorocentrum cordatum, 1326 nucleotides long. The record is from the annotation of a GenBank genome assembly. Lineage: Eukaryota; Dinophyceae; Prorocentrales; Prorocentraceae.